GGGGCAAAAGCGUAAGUAGCACAAAACCCGAGACUUGGGUAUAAAUGAAAUCAUCUUUGGGUUAAACCACGAGUUGACUCAGUUUCACACCAUAUAUAAGAGAAUAGUGGACAUUCCAAACGUCAGCCUCUUCACUUUCCUCUUCUUCUCCUUCUUCUCUUUCAUGGCAUUUGACGAGAGCUUGUUGAUUAUUUCUUCUUCCCCGGUCCUGGAAGAUGAUGUUGGAUUCCACCAGAUCCGGAAUUCUCUGUCGAGACUGUCUAUUUGCUGCACAAGCUCCGUUCAUGACGUAGGCGAAGACGAAGCCACGAAAAAUCAGCCGGAGUUGGGCGUUUCCACGUCGGAGACUUUCGACGGAGCAGAAGCUGACGGAGAAUUCUCCGAUGAUGGAGGAGGAGGAAAGGAGAACGUUCGCGAGUGGGAUUCCGACAAAGAAACACCUGAGUUUUACUCCCUUCCGGUGACUCCAUCUCGCCGGAGAAGAAAAUUUCAAGUUUCCGGCGAGUUAGUUGCAAAUGAGAGUAACAGAGAUGGUAGUAGGUGUAGUUUACGGAGGCAGAGGAGGGUACUUAGGGAAAAGAAGAAAAAGGUAAUUAAUGGGUUUAACGGAGAAAGUGACGGCGGUGGAAGAGAGGGAUUAACGGUGUUAACGAGGGCGAAAGGAGGAGAGAAGUCGUUGAGGAUGGGAUUAGAAGAAGUGAAGGCUUGUAGAGAUCUCGGGUUCGACUUGGAGGUUCCGGGUCGGAUCUCUGUGUCAACCGGGUCGAAUUUCGAUACGCAGACCAGUAGUGGCGGCAACUCGCCGAUCGCCACCUGGCGCAUCUCCAGUCCCGGUGAUGAUCCAAAGGAGGUUAAGGCGAGAUUGAAGGUGUGGGCACAAGCGGUAGCUUUAGCUUCUUCGUCACGUCAAGCUUAGCUUCUCAAUAUCUUCUUCUCUGUUUUAGGUUUUACUACCAUCCUCUUACUUUUUUGUUAAGUAAUAGAUUUUUUAAGGGUUUUUGAUGUUUUUUUUGUUGUUGUUUCGUUCUGCUUCAUGGGUAAUGAGAGAUGUACGAGUUUGGACUCGGAUUUAGGUCGUUUUCUGUGUUUGUAAAUACGGUAAUGGUAGUUGUUUCAUGGAUGAUGAUGGAAAUUACAUAAGCUUCUUAGUGAGAGGCGUGAGAGCCAUUCACGUGAAUUAAUAAUAUCGCAAUUUUGAUUGAUU
Messenger RNA from Thlaspi arvense, 1204 nucleotides. Lineage: Eukaryota; Viridiplantae; Streptophyta; Magnoliopsida; Brassicales; Brassicaceae. The record is from the annotation of a GenBank genome assembly.